Molecule: messenger RNA, 3764 nt
Organism: Orussus abietinus
Lineage: Eukaryota; Metazoa; Arthropoda; Insecta; Hymenoptera; Orussidae
Product: rabankyrin-5
Exons: 13
Coding region: 321-3698 (1125 amino acids)
Biological process (GO): protein localization to ciliary inversin compartment
Cellular component (GO): ciliary inversin compartment
Molecular function (GO): metal ion binding; protein binding
Source: RefSeq, a predicted model, not a curated record
CGUGCUUGGCUACGAUUUGUUACAAGGAUUGUUCCGCAAAAAAAGACUUUCAAUCUGGUCCACCUUAGGGGCGUGAUUAUUAUAAGCUGAGCACUUUAUCCUAGUUUUUUACAACAACCGGUGACCGGAUUCGUGAUACUCGCCAAAAACAUUAUUUCAACAUUUGUGAAGAUGUUUGUAUCCAAUGGUUGAUAGAUAACAUUGAUAACAUUAAUGUAGAUGUAGCACAGCGGCAUUGGUGACAGUCCUGGAAAUUGUAAUGUGAUUCCGGUUUUUUGCACUGCAGGUGCACUCAUUCUUUAUACUUCACAUUCCACAAAAUGGAUGUCACGGGAGUAUCGCAAAAGUGGCAGCAACAUCUGUCACUUUUACGGCAGCAAUAUGUUAACCUGUUAAAUUCAAAUGCUGAACUUCAACAGAAGUAUGAGACUGCCACGGCUAAUACUCAAGGAUCUGGGUUCGUUGGAAGACUUCUUGCUACUAUAGCAUCGUUACAUGGUCAGCAACGUUACAGUGAUAUAACUAUCAAACUUGUGAACAAAGAUAUACCAGCACAUAAAUUUGUGCUUUCUGCGCGUAGUGAUUUUUGGAACAAUUCAGCUAUCGAGGGUAUCUCAGUACUCGACUGGAGUAACAUACAGAUUUCAGUAGCAUGUGUUCUACUAGAAUGGAUUUAUACAAGCAAAGUUCAUGAAAAAUAUUUAACAUUAGAAUUAAUGAAAGCAGCUUCCACAUUUCAAUUAUCAGAAUUGGUCGAGCUAUGUGAAAAUUACUUGAUUGGAACAGUGAGCCUUCGAGACUGUGUUUCACUGUAUACUGCUGCUAACGAAAUGAAUGCUGAAAGAAUGAGAGAUCACUGCAGCUCUCUGAUAUCUGCUCAUUGGGAAGAUCUCACUGGAGAAGAUUUCAAAGAAAUGCCAGGACCGCUUCUGUAUCAGUUACUAAAAUCUAAAAGUGAAUACCCUUUACAUUCAGCUGUUCGAUUAGUUCGUGAGGAUGUAGUAUUUUUAUAUAUGGUGGAACAUAAUGCAGAGCUCCAAAGUGCAGUGAAUGCAGUCGACUCUAAAGGGGAAAGAGCUCUAGACGUUGCCCUGAAGGCGCGUCAACCAUCCUUAGCGCGAACUCUCGUGGAACAUCAUGCCGAUCUAAGCGCAAAGGACUCUCGAGGACUCACGUUACUUCAAUCAGCUGUCUUGAAAGGCGACUCCUAUUCUGCAGAAUUUAUCAUCGAACAGUUGGAGAAUAGCAAUGGCCUUCAAAAGUUAUGCGAAGCCGUAAAAAUUCCCGAAAAUGCGAAAGACUCGCUAGAUCUUCGGGAAUUCGAAGGUUCCACGGCAUUGCAUUUAGUGGCUAAACAUAAAUCGCAAGAAAUGAUGGCAGUGGCAUCCAGGUUACUUCAAGCUGGAAUCGAUCCUAAUUUACAGGAACACAGAGGAUACACAGCUUUACACAGCAGUAUAGUAGAAAUGAACGAAUCUUUGUUCGACAUGCUGUUGGAUGUGGAAAACAUUGACCUAGAAAUAACAACUAUACAUAACGAUACACCGUUGGCUUUCGCUUUAACCAUAGAACCUUUUGAUGAGUCGUAUGCUAAAAAACUUUUAAAAAAGGGAGCAAAUCCUAACCCGAUAUAUGACGAAUCUGGCGACACACUUUUGCAUAAAGUGAUCAAAGAAGGCCACGAAGAAGCAGCUCUCUUUUUGGCGAAUCACAGCCAGUGCAAUGAAUUAAAGGCUAACGAGAAGGGCUAUACUGUCCUGCACGAAGCCUGUAAAGCUGGAAUGGCGGAAUUAACAAGAAUUCUAUUAAAAUGUGGUCUGCCAACGAAUGUCGUUACUAAAACCGGUGAAGCGCCGAUUCAUUUUGCCGUAUCAAAUUUGUUAACCGAUGUGGUGGAAGCUCUACUAGAAGCCGAGGAUUCACUAUCACAAUUAAAUAUAACAAAUCGUGAAGGUGAAACCGCACUGAGUCUUGCGAUCAAGUUUCCUCUUAAGACAGGAAGAAAUAUUCUUACUGCUCUUAUUAAAGCUGGAGCGAAUGUCAAUCAGCGUAGUGGGGAUGGUUUAACAUUAUUACAUGAAGCAAUAGCGAGGGAGGAUGCAGCCACUGCUAUUUUCUUACUGGAAAACGGUGCUGACAUGAACGCUAAGACAGUAGAUGGCGAAACACCCUUGCAGUUAUGUGUGCUCUGCAGAUUGGGAGAAGUAGUGGAAGCUCUUUGCAGACGAGGAGUGGAUACCUCUACGGGCUGUCCGUUAUGGGAUGCCCUUGAUUCCAAUCAAGAAGACACUGCGUCUAUCCUAGUAGCACAUGGUGCAGACACAGAUUGCUGGGGACCUGGGCCAGACGGUUGUCAGCAAACUUUGUUACACAAAGCUAUCAAUGAGAAUAAGGAAGAAAUUGCACAGUUUUUAAUCAGAAGUGGAUGCGACCUGAAUGCACCGCGUCGUCCAGGACCCGAUGGUUCUGGUGGUGAAGAAGCAAAAGACAACUGUUCGCCAUUACAUUUGUGCUGCCAGUGGGGUCUAGAACAGGUUGUGCAGACUCUCGUUGAGCAUGGAGCAAACGUAAACGCGCGUGAUUCCGAAGGAAAGACUCCGGUUCACGUGGCUAUUCAGAAUCAAUAUUCUCAAAUAAUCUCUCUAUUACUGUGCCAUCCCAACAUCAACCUAUCGUUACGAGACAAACGAGGACUGAGUCCAUUUGCAGCCGCACUGACCGUACGCAACAUUAAGGCUGCGCAAGCUAUCCUAGCAAAACUACCAACAGCUGCUGAACAAUUUGACAAUAAGGGGAGAAAUUUCUUACACAUGGCUAUCAAGAAGGGUGACUUGGAGAGCGUGCUGUUUCUACUGUCUAUAGAGGUAGACGUGAACUCCAGAGUACAAGAUGUCACGCAAACACCUCCGCUGCAUUUAGCCGCUGCCUCAGGAAAUGAAAUGCUAGUGCGGAGUCUAAUAUUAGCUGGUGCGCGAAUUGACGAUGUAGAUGCCUAUAGAAACACAGCAUUGCAUGCAGCGGCUAAAGCCGGCCAUGCAGCUGUCGUGUCUGCAUUGCUCCAGAACAACAUUAAUUUUGAUGCCGUGAAUGCGGAUGGAGACAAUGCUCUGCAUGUAGCCGUAAGAGAAGGACAUGGCUCGGUCGCGAGAACACUUUUAACGGAAUGUACUCUAAACGCGGAAGCUGUAAAUCUCAAAGGAAGGAACCCGUUACAUGAAUUAGCUAGGACUGGGAAGGAACACGGUGCAGCAAUAUGCGAACUCUUCUUCGAAUGCAUGGCAAAGUACCCGCUCAAUAAUGCUGAUUUGGAUGGAAACACGCCAUUAUUAAUUGCCUACAUGAAAGGUAAUGGUAAUCUCUGUCGGACUCUAGUAAAAUAUGGAGCAUGCCUUGGUUCAAUGAACAAAGACGGAAUUACAAUAUUCAACUAUCAAGUUGCAACGAAACAGCUUUUAUAUAGAUUGUUAGAUUCUUUGACAGAAGAAGCUCCAUGGGUGGAAAAAGAUCUUUGCUUAGAAUGUGGCACGAAGUUCACUCUUAGAAUGCGUAAACAUCAUUGUCGCCACUGUGGAAGAGUCUUGUGCAGUAAAUGCUCCGAUCAGGAUGUGCCAAUCUUGAAAUUUGGAUUGAACAAGCCAGUACGAGUAUGUGCAGUAUGUUUUGAUGUACUGCAAGUUGGUACUGAUAAAUCGAUGUAAAUGUAAAGUUUAUGCAAAAUCAAAGUUUAUAAAAUAAAAUACACCAUUCCGUAACAAAACCAAAAA